Messenger RNA from Camponotus floridanus (Florida carpenter ant), 4255 nucleotides. RefSeq lists its product as uncharacterized. Bases 150 to 3662 code for a protein of 1170 amino acids. The record is from RefSeq and is a predicted model, not a curated record. Gene Ontology annotation, molecular function: O-methyltransferase activity; S-adenosylmethionine-dependent methyltransferase activity; RNA methyltransferase activity. The transcript is spliced from 6 exons. NCBI's taxonomy places the organism in Eukaryota, Metazoa, Arthropoda, Insecta, Hymenoptera, Formicidae. Gene Ontology annotation, cellular component: nucleus; cytoplasm. Gene Ontology annotation, biological process: siRNA processing; piRNA processing; RNA methylation.
UUCGCGCCGGUGAGAUUGUGUAUCACUGGCCACGCUGCGGGAUUCAUGGUCCAUGUCGGUUGCACGUACAUUCGCGCAGAAAGCGAUGUGAAUUUGUGGUGCAGUGAGAAAAAAUUGCAAAAAGUCUGUCUACACCAUCUUACACAGACAUGAUUAUCGUGCUGUUUCACGUGUUUUAUUUGCUCGGUCAAUAUAUAUAUAAAAACUAUCGCGUCAAGAAGCUGAGAAGCUUGUGCGAUGCCGCGAAGGAGUCAGAGAAAUCUUCGUUCGACCAGCAAACCUACGAAAUGUUCAGCGAUAAUUCGUACGACGACGAUGAGAAAUCUCUGGCGUCGAAAUGUCACGAGGUAGAGCCGAUGAAAUUCAAUCCGCCGGCGUAUAUACAAAGAUACAACGCCGUGCAAAACAUACUUACUGAUCCCGUGUACAGCGGAAAAAUACGAAAGGUUGUCGAUUUUGGAUGUUCACAAAUGAGUUUUCUACGUUAUUUAAAAAACAUACAAGAAGUGGAAGAGAUACUUUGCGUUGACAUUGAUAGAGAAAUUUUAGAAUAUAACAAAGAAAGAGCAGAACCAUAUCUCAUGGAAUAUGUAUGUUGUCGACAAACGCCACUUGUCAUUGAAUUAUGUGAAGGAAGUGUAACACAUAAUGAUCAAAAAUUGAAACAAGCGGAUGCUGUAAUUUGCAUUGAAUUAAUUGAGCAUUUGUAUCCAGAGACAUUAAUGGACCUGCCUUCUAAUAUUUUUGAAUAUAUUAUGCCAAAAGUAGCAAUAGUAACUACCCCAAAUGCAGAUUUCAAUGUAUUAUUUCCAAACUUCUCAGGCUACAGACAUCCAGACCAUAAGUUUGAAUGGACAAGGAAACAAUUUCAAGAAUGGGCACAAGACAUUGUGGCAAGAUAUCCAUCUUAUGUUGUGACAUUUCAUGAAAUUUGUAAAGGACCUGCAGGCACUGAAGACUUAGGUGGAUGCUCACAAAUGGCAGUAUUUCACCAACAAUCAUUAAUAGAAGAAUGCAAUAAAAUAAUAGGAGUAGAUGGAUUAUUUAAGACAGUGGCUAGAUAUGAUUAUCCUGUAUAUGUUGACACUCGUUCUGAUGAAGAGAAAUUAUUGCAUGAAGCAACGUAUCAUAUCACCACAUUAGCCUUCUUUCAGGAGAAUCGAGAUGAAGUAAUUCUGAGUAAUAUAUUACCUUAUUUGCAAGAAAAAAAUUUCAAUGUAACAAUAGAAACAUUGAGAAAAGUCUUAACAGAUGCAAAUUGGAUUAUCAAAGAUGGAGAAGAUGGACCAAUAGUAAAAAUUGAUUGUUGUUCUUCUGAUUAUGAAGCUGAAGAUGAAAAUUUUCAUAUGGAUAAUACUGAUUCGAUAAAUGAAGAAAAUAUAAAAGAAUUCAACUAUGAAGAUGAAUCAGUAAGUAACAUAUUUGCAAAUGCAGAUGAACAAGGUUUAACUGAACGAAAUUCAUAUAUUGAAAACUGGAAUGAACAACUCAGCAUUAUUAUACCCGAAAAUCGUUCUAUUAUUCAAGAAAAUAGUUAUUUAUUUGAUGGUGAAAAUUUCUUAUCAGAAUAUCACCCACCUGAAGUAUCGCAUGUAACCAGCAACAAUGAUGUUACUAGGCACUCAAAGAUUAGCAAUAUUACAGACUCUUUAGUAUAUACUGAACGAGAACUUCCAAGUAAUUCAACUUCUCUUUCUUUAAAUGAGAUAGAAAUAGAUGGCGAAGCUAAAAUGAAUAAUGCCGAUGUGCCAUCAGUUUUUGACACAUCCUCGACAAUAUUCAAUGACAGUAAUUUAAUAUUAAAAGACUCAUCAGCCGACAAUACAACAAUAAAAUCAGUUUUAUCACAAAAUAGUGAUAUAAAUUUAACAACUUCAGAAUUACAAGUACAAAAAAUGUUCAAUUUCCAACCAUAUAUGUCUGUCUCGCGUUCAUCGACAUCGCCAGAACUACUUUUAUUCAGUUCUGGCGAAUCGAACAAUUCUUUGCAUAAUUAUAGCACUAAUUAUCAAAACGGAUCGUGCGAUAAAUUGCAUCAAAUUUCAUUAAACGAUACUUUUCACCAAUCUGAAAUAACAAAUGCGGAUGUAGAUGAAUCUAUUGCAGAGAACAUUUUUUCCUUGCCAUUUAAAAAAAAUUCUUUGGAAAAGGAUUGUACAUUGAUACAGAAAAGUAAAAUAAAUUCUUCAAAACAUAAAUUCUCAAGUUAUCCUAAGGUAAACAAUAGUUGUAAUCUUGAACAAGUGAUUUUAGUUAAGAAUCAAGUUUGUGAAAAUAAUGAUAUGACAGAUAUGAUACCAUUAAAAGUUUGUAGUAGUAGUGUUAAUAAUCAACCAAGAUUUACAAGUUCACCUAAAGGUCCUACAAAAAUAUCUACCAAUAUCGUUGAACAAAGCUGUCACGAAUUGAAAGAACUAAUGCCUGUAGUAAAUAGGAACAUCUUAUCAUCUAUAGAAAAAACAAUUAAGAAAACUGUAUUGAAUACUGAUGAUAGUAGUUCAUUAAAUGAUAUUAGUCAGAAAUCUAGUAGCAGUACUUCUACAGAAACAGUUAAAUUAUGCGCUAGUUCUUUAAGUGAUGAUAUUACCAAUUCUUCAAAAAAUAAUACAGACUUAUAUCUCAUUAGCAAUAACGCACAGAAACAUUUGUAUUUAGAGAAUAAAGAAUCUACCAAAGAAUCAAUGCAAGAUAUUGAUGAAAAAUUUAUAGAAAAGAACGUUGCAAUCAAUCAUGAAUCCGAUUUCGCGGAUGAUAUACAAAAUGUAGACGCACACCACAGCUUGUCAUUGAACAAUGAGAACAUUAACAAAGAAGAAGACAUGUGUUGUACAUUAACAAAAACAAAUGAUAAUGGUACAAAGCUGCAUCAAGAAAAUGUGAUUAACGAUUUCGCACAGUCGAAUGUAAGAGAAAAGAGCUUAAAUCCGCCUAAAGAAUUGUCGAGUUUGAAAUCGCAGAACAAUAGCGAAUACUCUUCAACUGAAUGUGCCAAAAAAACUAGUGUUUUAGAAAAUGAUAGACUUGUAUCUAGUAGCAGUAAUAAAGAUGCAAAUAAUGUUCAAUUUGCAGUAUUAAAAAAAAAUGAUGAAAUUGUUGGUACAAGCAAAGAUGUAAAUGCAUCGAAUAUCGUUGGAUUAGUAAAUAUUGAAGCUAAAUCAGUUUCUCCAUUUGAAACCCCUCCAAACAGUUGGUCUCCCGAAAUUAUGGAUUCUGGAUAUCCAAAUUCAGCAUCCGUGCAAGAUAUAACACCAGAAUAUGAUUUGUCCAGUAUAGGUCAAGAUCAUAUACCAGAUUCUGAAUCACCGAGCGUUGCAGAAGCGCCAAGACUCGGCAUUUUGGAACCAAUCGAGGUAGAAAAUGGUGAUUUGGCAAACAAUAACAGGGAUGAUGAGGGUAACAAUAUGAUAGCUGUGGAUGCUAAUGAUAUUGAAAACUUGCAACCAUUAAUCGAUGUACUGGAAAAUGAUCUCGAGAAUGAAAACGAUAUUUACGUAAUGCAAAACGGAUUUCCCAUAUGGUUAUUGAGAUUAUUGGAUAUGGCAAAUCCACUUGAUAGACAAAAUUUGAGGAAUCCCGAAGAUGAAGUAGCAGAUGAUGCUAAUUACAUGGGUCGUGACGAAGGUUUUGAUAGCAGUUCGUCCGAGAAUGAGAGCGACAUAUAAAAUGGAAAUGACAAAAAAUAAAACACUUUUCUUGCUGGGGCGAAAAGGAUGUGAUGCGUGUGAUAUAAUUAAGUCAUUUUUCACAGACUUAAGGAACAGACUGCAAGAAGAUUUUUAAAUUGCAGCUUUAUAAGUAUCUGGAAAUGUCAGCUUCUCUAUUUCAUUGAAAAAUCAAACAUUCUUGUUAAUAGUCAAAAUAUCAGAGAUAUUUUGAUCUUUUAACAUAUAUAUACAUUACAUAUCGACAUACAUAUACAUACAUAUAUAUGUGUAUAUAUAUAUUUUCUUACGGUUCUACGAAGUUUCCAUUAAUUCUUAACGAAAUGUCAAUAUAAUCAAGUUUCCAAUGUAGUAUUUUAGCUCUUAAUGUAAUUUACGAAAGUUCAUAGAUAUGUUAAGUUUCGAUAAGAGUAACAUAUAUAUGUGAUAUCUGAUACAUUAUUAUCACAAAUGUGUGAUAUGUUAUGAAUAUUUAGUUCUUUUGUGAUUGUUUGACUAUAAUUUCCUUAAAACUUCCUAUCCCUAAGACUGAGACUGCAUAUAAUUAUGUUCGCAAUUGUGCUUUGGGCAAAUAAAAUCGAUAUAAAAUCUGA